UGUCGCGCAAGCGAGACACUAAAAAUCACGGGAGCGCUGACGGGUUAAACUAAGAAAAGUGUUGAGAUGGUCCGGUGGACGCAUUUCUCCUACUUCCUAUUGUUUACAAAGUCUCUUAUGCCAGCUCGUCAGACACCCGACUAACGAAGAGGGGGCUGAGUUGUUAUGGUUGACUCUUUCUACGGGACACAUAAACACACACGUAUAUACGUCUGCAGAGCUCAGAGACGGAAAGAAAGAUUCAGUUUUCACUUGUUCGUGCUUGUUAUCUUGACCGAGUAACACGUGUUUUAUUGUGCUGUGCCGUGCUGUGUAUUGUGAUUUCAUUAAUUAAAAAAUUAUUUUCGAUCAAAAUGAAGUAUGCAUUGACAAAAUUACCCCACCAUAAUAAUAAAAUAAUGGUUGUGAAAACCUGUAAUAUUCUUGAUUUUAGUGACUACAAUGUGUUUACUAAAAAUAAUGUUUAUCAUUACGACGACAGUGAGAAACGAUUUAAAUGCGUCAUUGUACGUCUAUCAGAUUCAUGGGAGGAAUUAUCCGACAAAAAUAUUCGCAUUCGAAACCCGGUGAUAACAAAUCCUUCAUCUCUGGAUUCUUCGACCAGUAAUGAUAUGGAAGUGGAAUCAGGGGUCGCUACGGCUAAAUUAUUUCGAAAGAACAAAAAACAAAGUGAAUUGAAGAGUAAGAAACAGAAAACAGAGGAAAUUAUUCAAGUAUAUAAAGAAAACAGGAAAAGUAAUAAUCAACAAGUAAAGGUCUCCAAUGUACACAAAUUAGAUGAUGGCUUAGAGGAUGAGCAAUCAGGAUUAAAUUUAUUCAAUGAUUAUGAUAACAUUCAAAAUCAUUUUGAUCCGUCUGCUGAUACGGGAGAUUAUGAUAAUAUUCCAAAUCAUUUUGAUCCGUCUGCUGAUACGGGAGAUUAUGAUAACAUUCAAAAUCAUUUUGAUCCGCCUGCUGAUACGGGAGACUCCAGCGAUGGACUUAUUUCACCAAGGAAUAAGCGGCCGAUCAAAAGUAGACAAAUCAUUUCAGAAACUGACACGGAUGACGACAUGUUUGAUGAAAGACAACCUGAACACAUUGAACCAAUUGUUAUCAUAGAAGAUAAACGCAGUGAAGCAAGAGGGGCAGAAUUUAACAAUGAUAAAAAGAAGGCUCCGCUGUCAAGGUCAUCACAGCAGAAUUUUUCUCGUAGUCGUCCUAUUUUAACUGACGUAACGAACCUAAGUCCAAAUCCGAUGAUGAGGCGACUGAUAGAAGACAACAGACAAAAAGAAGAAGAAAUUUCAAAAUUAAAACUUGAGGCUCAACAAUUGAGAUUGCAAGCAGCUUCUGAUGGACAAAAACUGCAACAACUACGACAGCAAGUACAACAACUACAAGAACAACAACAACGACAACAACAACAACAACAACAACAUCAACAACAACAACCCCAACCACAGCAACGAUCACAUCAACAGCAGCGUUAUGAUCCUUAUUACUAUCUGGAUCACGAUAUGUUUGACGUUGGAGACAACACAACCAUACCAAGUACUAAAGCACGUGCAGCUUUCAAUGCCGAAACUCCGGCUAAAUUUGUUUCAAUUAUGUCUCAUGCUAUGUGGAAUAUUGAGACCCUUUCGCAACGCGUUGUGCGCCGACAAAAAAAUACAAGAGGACGAGAAGAAUUAACUCCACGAAAAAAAGAGUUACUGAAAAUUCAUUAUAGAUAUUACUUGGAACAACAAAAUUAUCCCAAAGGAGAGUUUAAUAGAGAAGUAAAUGAUGUGACGCUAAACAAGUAUUUGGACAGAGCCAUUCAGUCAGCGAAAAGACUAUUUAAAGAAAAUAAUUAACUCUGUUAUGCCAUUCUUACGAUAUUUUAUAAACGUCAGUCAAACAAUUUCAUCGAAUUCCCCCCCAUGAAAAAAAUCUAUUGCCAAAAUAUAUUUUUCGUAUAUAAAAAAUAUAACAAAAAUACAUCCAAAAUAUGUAAAUGUAUAUAUAAUGUGUAUAAGAAAUAUAUUUAAAAUAGCAAACUGUUGGCCUAUUUUCGUAUAUAUUUUAAAUGUAUUUGUAAUAUAGUAAAAAUUUAUAUUAGAAUAUAUAAAAAAAUACAUAUAUAAAAAUGUAAAAAUGAAAUAAUAAUAGCAUAUUUCAAAUAUCUUAUUGAUAUAUUUUUUGGUAUUACAAUACCUAUAUUUUUUAAAUAUUUUUAUACAUGUAUUUUUUAUAUAUUCUAAGAUAUAGUUUUAAUAUAUUUAAAAUACACUUGAAAUAUAUAAAAUAUAUACGAAAAUCGGCCAACAGACAGCUAUUUAAAAUAUAAUUUUUAUAAAUACUUUAUAUACAUUUAUAUACUUUUUAUGAAUUUUUAGGAUAUUUUUAUUACAAAAAAAAAACAUAUUUAUUUUACAUUUUAACAUAUAUUUUUUAUACAUUUGUUUCGUUGGGGCAAAUGGGCUUCGCAGCAUUCGAUGCAGAUUUUUAAAGUAUUAUUAUUAUUAUCAUUAUUAUUAUUAUUAUUAUUAUUAUUAUUAUUAUUAUUAUUAUUAUUAUUAUUAUUAUUAUUAUUAUUAUUAUUAUUAUUAUUAUUAUUAUUAUUUUUAUUAUUAUUAUUAUUAUUAUUUUUAUUAUGAUAUUACACAAGUACAUUUCUUAGUAUAAACUUUGUUACUUUUUCCAUCCCUGCGUAUCAAGUAGUAUAACCCUGGAUUAAAAUUUAGACAAAAAUAAUAUAAUAUAAGUACUUGUAUCUAUAUACAGACUUCUUAGGUGAAUAUUCAAUAUUAAAAUAAAAUAUUAAUGUUUCUAUGCAUCUCUUGAGUUUUUCUUAAAUGAAAAAAAAAAAUAUAUAAAUAUUACAAAGGUUUGUUAAUUUAAAAAUUCCAAGAUUGUUGUCAAGAAACUACAACUUCAAAAUAACAGAAUA
Messenger RNA from Microplitis mediator, 2914 nucleotides. RefSeq lists its product as uncharacterized. Lineage: Eukaryota; Metazoa; Arthropoda; Insecta; Hymenoptera; Braconidae. The record is from RefSeq and is a predicted model, not a curated record. The transcript is spliced from 6 exons. The coding region runs from base 354 to 1838 and encodes 494 amino acids.